GAUUGCGAGAAAGCUAACGAAAAGUGGACCUAGUGCCGCCUUGUACUUACUACUAAAACAAUGGCUCCGCUUAGCAAUAAUCCAGCGGAAAAGGACAGGUUUAUCUGCAUAUACCCCUCAUACGUAAACAGUAAGAAGACUCUUGCAGAGGGGAGACGGAUACCUGCUGAAAAGGCAGUGGAGAACCCUACCUGUGCUGAGAUCAGUGAUGUGUUGACAGCAGCUGGGGCCAAGGUUCUUGUAGAGAACAAGAUGUACCCCAGAGAAUGGAACAGAGAUGUGACCUUCAGAGGGAGAGUGCGUGUUCAGUUGAAAGAGGAGGAUGGGACUCUCUGCUCUGAAAAGUUUGCCACGCGUAAAGACGUGAUGAUAUACUGUGCUGAGAUGAUCCCCAAACUGAAGACGCGGACCCAGAAGGGUGCGGGUGCUGACUCAGGUUCACAGCAAGGGGACGGAGGCAAGAAAAGCAAGAAGAAGAGGAAGUAGUGUCCACUUAGUCAUGCAGAGGAAGAAAACUGAGGAGAAACGGGCCCAGUGUCGAGCAGAUAUCGACUCCACAUCCUGUUUAGGCCAACAUGAUGCGUUAGCCAGUGACACAGUUCAAAGUCAUAUAUAGUUUCUCAUCACAAAGUAAUUAAAGUUGUUUUUUUUAACGCGUGUCUGUUUUUAUUUAAGUUGCUGAAUGACUGUCAGGGGGUUUAUGAAAUUAGGAUUAUUGAUCCACUUCUAUUUCUGAGAUCGAGAAAUAAUAUUUUAGUCUAUUAUUUAAUAUUUUAGUCUACUAUUUAAGCUAUGAGAUGUGUCAUUACUUAUUAUUUUACCAAUUCAUUUUAGUUUUCACAUUUUCCCUUUUUUGCCCUCAUCUUUGUUUAAGUAGAAAAUUUAAAAAUAAAUUCCUUCAGGUCAAAAAU
Messenger RNA from Esox lucius (northern pike), 911 nucleotides. Its product is annotated as signal recognition particle 19. Gene Ontology annotation, cellular component: signal recognition particle, endoplasmic reticulum targeting. Gene Ontology annotation, biological process: SRP-dependent cotranslational protein targeting to membrane; SRP-dependent cotranslational protein targeting to membrane, signal sequence recognition. Lineage: Eukaryota; Metazoa; Chordata; Actinopteri; Esociformes; Esocidae. Gene Ontology annotation, molecular function: 7S RNA binding. The record is from RefSeq and is marked provisional.